Messenger RNA from Phaethon lepturus (White-tailed tropicbird), 1481 nucleotides. RefSeq names its product glutamate decarboxylase 1. Gene Ontology annotation, biological process: GABA biosynthetic process. Bases 87 to 1235 code for a protein of 382 amino acids. Gene Ontology annotation, cellular component: presynaptic active zone; cytoplasm. NCBI's taxonomy places the organism in Eukaryota, Metazoa, Chordata, Aves, Phaethontiformes, Phaethontidae. The record is from RefSeq and is a predicted model, not a curated record. Gene Ontology annotation, molecular function: pyridoxal phosphate binding; glutamate decarboxylase activity. The transcript has 12 exons.
ACCCUCGCUUUUUCAAUCAGCUGUCCACAGGAUUGGACAUUAUUGGCUUGGCUGGGGAGUGGUUGACAUCAACGGCUAAUACAAACAUGUUUACCUACGAAAUUGCGCCUGUUUUUGUCCUCAUGGAACAAUUAACACUUCGAAAGAUGAGAGAGAUUAUUGGAUGGUCAAAUAAAGAUGGUGAUGGAAUAUUCUCACCUGGAGGGGCUAUCUCCAACAUGUACAGCAUAAUGGCUGCACGCUACAAGUAUUUCCCUGAAGUCAAAACCAAAGGCAUGGCUGCAGUCCCUAAACUGGUUCUCUUUACCUCGGAACAUAGUCACUACUCCAUAAAGAAAGCUGGAGCUGCACUUGGAUUUGGAACAGACAAUGUGAUUUUAAUAAAAUGCAAUGAAAGAGGCAAAAUAAUACCAGCUGAUUUGGAGGCAAAAAUUUUGGAAGCAAAACAAAAGGGAUACAUUCCUCUUUUUGUAAAUGCAACUGCUGGCACAACAGUAUAUGGAGCCUUUGAUCCAAUACAGGAGAUUGCAGAUAUAUGUGAAAAAUACAACCUCUGGCUCCAUGUAGAUGCUGCCUGGGGAGGUGGACUCUUAAUGUCCCGAAAGCAUCGUCAUAAACUGAAUGGAAUAGAAAGAGCCAACUCAGUCACUUGGAAUCCACACAAGAUGAUGGGAGUGUUGUUACAAUGUUCUGCCAUUCUUGUCCGGGAGAAGGGCAUACUUCAAGGCUGCAAUCAAAUGUGUGCAGGCUAUCUCUUCCAGCAAGACAAACAGUAUGAUGUAUCUUAUGACACUGGAGAUAAGGCAAUACAGUGUGGUCGACAUGUGGACAUUUUCAAAUUCUGGUUGAUGUGGAAGGCAAAGGGUACAGUAGGAUUUGAAAAUCAGAUCAACAAAUGCCUGGAGCUGGCAGAAUAUCUCUACACUAAAAUCAAAAACAGAGAAGAAUUUGAGAUGGUUUUUGAAGGGGACCCAGAGCAUACAAAUGUAUGCUUUUGGUAUAUUCCGCCGAGUCUCAGGGGCAUGCCAGAUUGCGAUGAGAGAAGAGAAAAGUUGCACAGGGUGGCACCAAAAAUCAAAGCACUGAUGAUGGAGUCAGGUACUACCAUGGUUGGAUAUCAGCCUCAGGGCGAUAAAGUCAACUUCUUCCGAAUGGUCAUCUCAAACCCAGCAGCGACUAAGUCUGACAUUGACUUCCUCAUUGAGGAAAUAGAGAGAUUGGGGCAGGAGCUGUAGUACAGUGGUUGAAUUAUUUAUUUCUCUAAUUCACUGUUUUCCAGCACUGGCUAUUUUUUUAAACCAGUUCUGCAGAACACGUUUUAAGGAAAUUCUCUUUGUGUAAGUUCCAAUCUCCUAAGACAUCCUUAAACAAAACUAUAGGCUACUGAAACAUAUAUGUAUUGGUAGAUCAUACUACUGAGGGAAAAUGUAUUAUCUUGAAGUUGAAAUACUAUUGACUCUUACGUUGGUCUUGUUUACUGU